AUGGCGUUCAUGAUGCCAGUAGUGAAGAACGAUUGGGAUAUUUACAACUCCCAGAGAUCGCGACGGGCUUCCGAGUCCGCAGACAAGGCUUCAUUUGGGGGUCGGAUGCGCAAAGUGUCAGAAUCGCGUUCGGAAGGACCUACAUUUUCGCCACGGACAUCCUCCCAUGUUUUGAGUCCUCACCGGAGCGCGCCAGCCAUGCGAUCGGUAUCGUAUGGUCGCAUGCCGCCUUCACGAGUGUCGCUGCGAGCGCAAGAAAGCGCCAAGGGUACGGUUAGCCCUCCCAGCGCCCGGGAGGACAAGUUUCACAGCAGGUUGGUUGAGAAGUUAAAACGAGCGUUCAGUCGUUCGGACUCCCGGAGGGAGGAAAGGAGCUCGUGA
Messenger RNA from Pieris rapae (cabbage white), 381 nucleotides. RefSeq lists its product as uncharacterized. Lineage: Eukaryota; Metazoa; Arthropoda; Insecta; Lepidoptera; Pieridae. Bases 1 to 381 code for a protein of 126 amino acids. The record is from RefSeq and is a predicted model, not a curated record. The transcript has a single exon.